This is a messenger RNA of Acanthaster planci (crown-of-thorns starfish), 3387 nucleotides long. RefSeq lists its product as uncharacterized. Gene Ontology annotation, biological process: carbohydrate metabolic process. The record is from RefSeq and is a predicted model, not a curated record. NCBI's taxonomy places the organism in Eukaryota, Metazoa, Echinodermata, Asteroidea, Valvatida, Acanthasteridae.
AUGCGUACACGUACGGGGAGGGGGUGGAGCCACUGCGUACGUCGCGGGAGGGGGGUUUGAAAAGUCGGCAGAAGAGAUUUGUUUUUACGCAACACGUAUAUAAAUAAACACGGAAGCGUAUUGCUGACGAUCCGAAAACAAUAGUUUAUCUUAAACGACUUAGUCUCGUUUAAACGACUUAGUUAUCUCGUUUAGACGAGAUAUCUACACUUUGUUUAAACGGGAUAAUACGCCGUUUAAACGAGAUAAAAUAAUUUUUUCGCGUUGGCAGCAAUGCGCUUCUGUAAAUAAAGGCUGUAAUCGUGGCUUUGGGGGAUUUCUUGAUUUCGAAGUCCAGUCCAACAUUUCAAAAGGGGAAACUUCACGUAGCAUAAAACUAGUCUCCUUUCAAGAUUUAUUAUCCCAUAAGAGAGUACAUGACCUCAGAGCUAUAACUCGGAGCCCAAGACGGUGAUGUAAUAAAAAAACGCGCUUCCAGGAUCCCAGGAAGGGAUGACGUGUUUCUCGAUGACAUAGACAGUGACGGUAGCUGUGCAAGUCUAGUACGGUCGGCGAUCCAGCAGCACUGUUCGUGUCAACAUUCUGCUCUACUCCGCAACAACUGUCUGAGAUCUGAGCCCAGCGUUGGCCUCCACAACGACCAGAAAAGAUGGCUGCGUUUCAUCGGCCCGCAGUCACGUACGUAGCUUUGGGCUUCUGUUUGGGCCUGGUGACAUCCAGGUUAUUCGGGGAUUCGGUCACACUGCUCUGGGGACGCAGCCGCCCUGUCGAAACGAAUGCGCACGUCGAAUGCAGGUACCCUAAUUCGGCAUCAAGAGCGAUGCAAGCUAAUGAAAUUAAAGAGCCAGUCGGGCCUACCAAGUUGCACGUUCCUAGAACAGGAGAAAACUCGAGGGACGAAACGGCAAGCGAUGUCAAACAAAAGGACCGGAGCCGAUUUGAGCCCGGGCCAGGCAGUGCCGAGGUCGGGCCCAAGGAGAGCGCACCGCAGUCGCCCAGAAAAAUCCUGCUGGAUUGCGGCGCUAACGUGGCGUCGACCGUGCUGCUGUUCCGCGAAACCUACCCCGGCGGCAGAGAUUUCACCAUCCACUCGUUCGAAAUCGACGACCGUCUGGCUCCGUACUUCAAGCCGUACGACAAGCAUCACCUACACUGCCCAGUCGGGGUUGCUGGCAAGAAUGGGAACAUGACGGCGUACUCGGAGAUGACCUGGGGUCCCGGCAAGGGACUAAAUCACGGCGCUGACAUGCAGUGGGGCGGGGGCUCUCUCUUUGUGUCGCAACAGGAAAAGAGAGACGAAAAGAAAGGUGGGUACCGUCAGUUGUCUUACCGGAAGACAAUACCGGUCAUUGAUCUUUCGCAGUGGAUUGUGGACAAUUUUUCGAAAGAAGACUACAUCAUCUUCAAGCUGGACGUUGAGGGCGCUGAGUACGAUAUUCUGAGGAAGAUGAUAGACAACAAUGUGCUUGCUUACAUUGAUAAAUUCUACGGAGAGUUUCAUGACUGGCAGCCCACGGGCUGGUCCAAAGCUGACAAGGAUAAGAUAAGGGCCGACUUGCGGAAGGCCGGCUUUGGCAUUGUCGACUGGGUCGGGGAACGCAGGAAAUACGGCGAUAUUGAGAAAAUGAACCCCGUCAAAGUACCGCCUCAAAUAUCCGGGGAGGCUGGAAAGAUUUACUCGAAUUGUGCGAGCGGGUCCGUGGCUCUAACCGUGGCCGUUGGCAUGAACUACAAGCGGGCACGGCGGGUCGUCGAGACCCUGGCCGCCCACAGACUCAAGGUACCAGUCACGCUCUUUGUCUACGGGGACUUCGUGCAGAUGAACCCCGAGGCCGUCAAGGCCUGGGCGAAGGACUUCGACAUCGGCCUGCGGGAGGACGGCCACAAUCCCCCGGGCCACUUGGAGCUGAUGCCUGACAACUGGAUCCGCAUGGGUCUGAUCAGCGCCAUCCUGCGCCUCGAGGAGAUAGGCGUGACGGCCUCCUAUUACCUGCCCACCGUCAGCGGGGAAGUCACAAAGACAAUACUCGGAGAGGCGAAGAAGAGGGGCCUUAGGGUCGUCAAGGCGGCGGUAGAUUUUCCCGCCAAAGCAGGUACUUCAGGGGAGCUGACGUGGGACAACUACUACAAGAACCGCGAUGUGGAGCGGGUGCCCAAAGCCCUGCGGAAGAUUCAUGAUGCCCUGGCCAAAAACUCCGGGGGUGUCCUAACCCUCGACUCCGACCUACCGGACACGUACAUGAACUCGGUCUUUUUGCUGGACUACCUGAUGGAGACAUCGGGAUUCAAGAUAGUGCCCUUGGACGAGUGCAUCGCUCGGUCCCGAUAGUUAGGACUGUGGGGGGGGGUCGCUUUACGUUUCCUUCUGUCGUUUGGCGAAUCAAGGAAGACAAAUUUUAGACACCACUGAGCGGUACACAUUGUGACCGGAUGGCGCGUGGAGGUCGAGUCCUUAGCGUCCACCCGUCGCCGUCCAUUGAAACCCCAAAUGAGCCCAUACGCGGGAUCUAUAAUUUCAACGACAGUCUUGCUAUCUCGGUGACCGCUGGUGAUCCAACUGUGGCCCGGUUCGUUUUGGGAGAACUCAGUUUUGUUUUACGUGUCUAUAUCCUUCUACGCCAGGGGAAUUCCUUUUAUAAAACAAACCAAUGCUCAGUUAUGGAUCGAGAGGCCUACUGCAGCUCGAAAAGCAGGACAAAUCGUGGACUUAUGAGGCACCGAAUGAAAUGGAGUCGCGCGGGCUUUGCCUUUGAACGCCGAUGGGAGUACUGGCUCUUCAGUCAGUAUGUCGACAUCAGUUGUUAUAUCUUGAAAAAAUUUGUCGACCAGGUGUCGGCCUUUAAAAAGAACUUACUGGUAUUAAGAUGCUGGGACUUCUGUGAGAAGCGGCUUGGAGUGGUUGGUUCGGAACCAGGGGCAUCGCACUUGACCUGUGGUAAACCGAAUAUUCGAGAUUGAGCUAAUCGAAAGAAUUCUUGCCCCUGACAUCCAGACUAUGACCAGUGCUAGUGGCAUGGCUAUUCUUUUUUUCCGGAAGUGAUUUUUCCAGUCUUUUUUAAUGCAACGAUGAAGGAAUCUUCACCCCUAAGAAGAGUGGUAGUGCCCUUUCUGAAGUGUUGGUUUUUAAAAAGUAUCUUCAGAGGGUAAUUUCCUCGAUCCCCGAAUCCACCUGUGAAUGCCACUGCUAACAACCGCCAUGUUUGUGUGAGGAUACUUUCAGGCAUAGGCGUGUGUGAUGACUAAAUAAGCCUACUGCGAGUUAAAUUUGAAUAAAAUCUGAUAAACUGAGUUAUCCGAUUGCACAUAAAUCAUUUGAAUUCCCCAGACUUAAAGACACUGUUGCUAUACCUCAUGAUUUGGGGCAAGCAACCUCCAUCUCUGGAAUGG